CGGAGGCAGAGCCUCGAGCGGUCAUCUCUCCGCCCCUUCCUAAAGGCGCGUGGGGCUGCUGGCGCCGCUUGAUGACGUCACGGCCAUUGACAGUGAGAGGCCGCGGCCGUGGCUGCUGUCCCCGUGGUUUCGAGCGGUCAGUGGCUCACGUGGGCUGCAGAUGAAGCAUGUCUAGACUGGGGGUCUUGGGCGGCGCCCAGGCCGGGUUGGGACUGUUGCUGGGCACCGCCGCGGGCCUUGGAUUCCUGUGUGCCCUUUACAGCCAGCGGUGGAGACGGACCCAGCGCCACGGCCACAGCCACAGCCAGAGCCUAUCUAACUCCUUGGACUACACACAGACCUCAGAGCCCGGACGCCAGGUGAGGCCUUUGUGGGCAGUCCCAGGCGAGGCUGGAGAUGGUGCAGUGCUGCCCAGCCUUCCACGUGAAGGGCAGGAGGAGGUGCUGGACCGCCUGGACUUUGUGCUCAGCAGCCUGGCGGCCCUGCGGCGGGAAGUGGAGGAGCUGAGGAGCAGCCUGCAGGGGCUUGCCGGGCAGAUUGUUGGGGAGGUCCGAUCCCACAUGGAAGAGAGCCAGAGAGUGGCUCGGCGGCGGAGAUUCCCUUUUGCCCGAGAGAGGAGUGACUCUACUGGCUCCAGCUCUGUCUACUUCACAGCCACCUCAGGAGCCACGUUCACAGAUGCUGAGAGCGAAGGCGGGUAUACAACGGCCAACGCUGAGUCAGACUACGAGCAUGACUCUGACAGGGAAAGUGAUGACGGGGAAGACGAAGUGAGCUGUGAGACUGUGAAGAUGGGAAGAAAGGAUUCUCUGGACCUGGAGGUGGAGGUGGAGGUGGCUUCAGGCCCAGCGGUCAGAGUCCUGGAGGCUGGAGGCUCCCCUGGCCUGGAGGAUGUGCUGCCCCUCCUGCAGCAGGCCGAUGAGUUACACCAGGGCAAUGAGCAGGGCAAGCGGGAGGGUUUCCAGCUGCUGCUCAACAACAAGCUGGCGUAUGGAAAUCGGCAGGAUUUUCUCUGGCGUCUGGCCCGGGCCUACAGUGACAUGUGUGAGCUCACUGAGGAGGUGAGCGAGAAGAAGUCAUAUGCCCUAAAUGGAAAAGAAGAGGCAGAGGCUGCUCUGGAGAAGGGGGAUGAGAAUGCUGAAUGUCACCAGUGGUAUGCAGUGCUUUGUGGUCAGCUGGCUGAGCAUGAGAGCAUCCAGAGGCGCAUCCAGAGUGGCUUUAGCUUCAAGGAGCAUGUGGACAAAGCCAUUGCUCUCCAGCCAGAAAACCCUAUGGCUCACUUUCUUCUUGGCAGGUGGUGCUACCAGGUCUCUCACCUGAGCUGGCUAGAGAAAAAAACUGCUACAGCCUUGUUCGAAAGCCCUCUCAGUGCCACUGUGCAGGAUGCCCUCCAGAGCUUCCUAAAGGCUGAAGAACUACAGCCAGGAUUUUCCAAAGCAGGGAGGGUAUAUAUUUCCAAGUGCUACAGAGAACUAGGAAAAAACUCUGAAGCUAGACAGUGGAUGAAGUUAGCCCUGGAGCUGCCAGAUGUCACCAAUGAGGAUUCAGCUUUCCAGAAAGACUUGGAAGAAUUGGAAGUAAUUUUAAGAGAAUAAUCAUAUUUCAGUGGCCUUCAUGACUUGAGGAAGACUGCCCUGCUUAUUAGAUCAGGAAUCUAAGACUGCUUAA
Messenger RNA from Prionailurus viverrinus (fishing cat), 1668 nucleotides. RefSeq names its product regulator of microtubule dynamics 3 (gene RMDN3). Lineage: Eukaryota; Metazoa; Chordata; Mammalia; Carnivora; Felidae. The record is from RefSeq and is a predicted model, not a curated record. Gene Ontology annotation, molecular function: microtubule binding. The coding region runs from base 168 to 1595 and encodes 475 amino acids. Gene Ontology annotation, cellular component: cytoplasm; spindle microtubule; mitotic spindle pole. The transcript is spliced from 13 exons.